AUGGUUCUGGCUACGAAAAAUCCAUAAUUUGUUUUAAAAAUUCGUUUUUUUGAAGAUUUGACCUUUUUUUCCUUUGAAAAUAGUCCUUUUUUUGAUUUUUUUUCCCUAAUUUUUUUUAAAAAAAUAUCUAUUCAAAAAUAUGGUCUCCAGAACUUCUGAUUACCUUUUUUUCGAACUUUAUUUGGUUUUUUUCAAUUUUUUUGAAUUUUUUUUCCUUUCUUUUUUUAAUAGUCUAAGCUCAAAAAAUAGCCUUUCUUUUUCGUUUUCUGUACUUUUUUAUUGGUUUCCUUGUCAUUUCAUUUUUUCGGCUUUUCGCGUACUUUCCUGUUUCAAUCAUUUUUUUUUACAGCUUCUAUAUAGCAGAAAAGUUUAGAAGCAUCUCUUGGAGCUUGAAAUUCCAAUUUUUCAGUGUAUUUUUGUGAUAAAUCCAUCUUUUUUUCCUCAUUUUUCCGUUCAAAUAAUUUUCAAGCCUUCAAUUCUCAAUUUCAACCCAAAAAACCAGUUUUUCAGGUGAUUUCGGGCAUUUUUCCCAUCUUAGAAAUUUCUAGAAUUAUUUUUUUGCCACCUGUCGCCAUAUGCAUUUCGAUUACGUGCGUCACUAAUAAAUUAUUUUUUUUCCUGACGAGUUUUUCCCCAUUGAAAGAAGAAAAAAAGUUUAUAAAAUGAGCGAAAUAAAUAUACUGAAAAAAAUAUUUUUUUCAAGGUGAAAAUGGAAUUUUUUUCCAGACUCUCAUCAAUUCUCAUCCGAUUUCCGUCGAAAACUACAAGAAAGAAGUCGAAAAUGUGAGUUUAUAUUUGUUUAUAAUUGAAAUUUAGGUUAACAAACCAAAAACACUAUUAGUUUUUGAAAAAAAGUUUGUCAUUUUUACUCAGCAUCCGAAACAGUGAGAUGAGAUAGUCCAUUUUUUUAAAAAUUUUUUUUUUUUCGAAUUUUUUUGAUAGACCGUGGUUCCAUAGUUACAUCUAGGAAAUGUGAGUUUUUUUCUGUUUAUAAUUAAAAAUUUAAGGUAUAUAAAAACCAAAAACAAUAUUGGUUAAAGAAAUAAUUUUCAUUUUUUUGCUCUGUAUCCGAAACAGUAAGAUGAGAUAAUCCAUUUUUUUAAAAAAAUUUGGUUUUUUUAUCGAAUUUUCGAUAGACCGUGGUUCCAUAGUUACAUCUAGAAAAAUUUGGUUUUUGAAAUCGCAGAAAAAAAUGACGAAAAAGUUUCGGCUCAUUUGAGCAAUUUCGAAACAGAAAAAUAUCCAAAUUGUUAAUUUAUGCCGAAAAAAAUAGAGGUCAAAGUCGCCCUACCGCACUUUUUUUCUAGUGUGUGGUGCUCUCUUAUUUUCAUGUGGUCUUCAAAUUUCACUAAUAUUAAAUAUUUUUUUCUGAUCUUUCCUAAAAAAAUCAAAAAAAUUAGUUAUUACAAGGCCGAUUUUUUUCCCAUUACUUCACCAUAUUUGGAACAAAAAGUCUUCUUUUUUUGAAAAUGAAAAAUAAAAUGAAAGGAUUUUUUUCAAGUUUUUUUGAACAAAAAAACGUUAAAAAGCUGUUUUUUUCAUUAUAAGAGUUUUAAAAAAAGAUUGAAUGAAAUUUGAAAUUUUUUUUCCAUUCUUCUCUUUUUCUAGGCUGUGGACCUGCUCUACAAGGUCAACCAUUUUUUUUUCUAAAAAUUUGAAAAAAGUAUUUUUAGAGCUCACAAGGGAGGUCAUUUACUUUGUUGUUGGGAUUUUCUGGAAAAUUGGCUAGAAUAUUUCUGGAUGUACCAGAAGAAGAUUCUGAAAGUCUCCGCCUGCAAAACUUUCUACUUUUCCAGAAAAGACGCUGCAAGUUCAAAGAAAACGGUCAAAAUCCAUAAAAAUGAGCUUUUUUGAGGCUUUAGACCCUUGUUUCUUGGAAACUGGAAAGUUGUGCAGGUUGAGACUUUCAGAAUAUUCUUCUGGUACAUCAAGAAGUGUUCUGGCCAAUUUUCAGGAAAAUCCCAACCGCAAAUUGUAAUGACCUCCCUGUUAGGCUGGAAAAAUAAAGAAAAAAAUUAUAUACUUUUUUUGUCUUAAUUUUCAAUUUUUUUCCCCUGUUUCCAGGCGGUGGACCUGCUCUACAAGGCCGACCAUUUCCACUACUUUUUCACGGAUCGCGACGGAACCUUGAAAAGUUAUUCGUGCAGUUAUCCGUCGAGCAUUCAGCCGGCUUAUUCCGGAGUUAUUCAGGUAUCCGAAAAUUAGCUGAGCUCGCAGUUUCAGGAGUUUAAUAAAUAGUUUGGUGGAAAAAAAUGUUGCUUCUAGUGAGGUUGUCGUUAGAAAACUGAAAAAUUUAUAGCUUUUGGUUUAGGGGCCCUUAAAGGGGUUGAAUCAAAAGAAGGCCCCUAUAGGGGUCGAAUUAAAGGGGCCACUUUAGGGGUUGAAUUAAAAGGGGGCCCCUAAAGGGCUAUUAUCAAAUUCCGGAAGGGGGGCGAAAUGGCCAAGUCCCUAUUGGGACCCCCCAAGCUUUUUUCCAAAAAAAGUAUUUUCCUAAUUUUCAGGCUCAAUUCGCCCGAAGAUGUGCCCAAACUUGCUGUAUACUCACCACGGCCCCGCUUAUGCAUAUUGGUAAGAUUUCGUUGGAUUUUGUAGUCAAUGGCCGCAUUUGGAAUGGCUCCACGCGUUUUAUAAAGCGACCGACCAAAAACUACUUUCAAAAAAAAAAAAAAAAAAUAGAAGUGUCAAGUUUCGAUCAUUUUCGUAAUGAAAUUUGACCAUAUAGUAUCUGAAAAAUCUUCAAAUGGACCAGGUAUCUUCACCCGACCUGAAACGACUUGAGCUAAAAGGUAUUUCAGAGCAGCCGCGACGCUUCGAGCCAUUCUAUAAGUGCGAAAUAGUCCAAAAAACCUUUAAAAAAAUGAAAAAUAUACCAGUUUCGAGCUUAUAUAUUUAUUUUUUUGGUAAAAAGGGAAUUCAGAAAUUUCAUGAUUUUUCCAGUUUGGAGCUGAUAGUUUUUUUUUUUUUUUGAAGCUUUUUCAUUUCUGAAAACUUUUUCUCGGACUUCGAAAACCCAAAAAACCAAGUUUUUGGGGAAUCAAAUUCGAAUUUUCGGAUCGAUCCAUUCCAAAUGCGACCAGGUCUUGGUGAAUCCAGUAAUUAUUCAUAAUUUUCCCAGUUUGAAGCUUAAAGAUUUAUUUUUUGGACAAAAAUUGCUUUUUUUUUUAGCCCUAAAAUUUUCUCCAAACGCUCGAGAAGCUGAAAAAAUCCCGAUUUUUCUUCAAAUUUUGUCGAAAAAGUUGAGAAAAAAUCAAUUUUUGAUGAUUUUUCAGGCGUUUUGGACGUAUCGACGAUCCCACCCGGGUACUAUUAUUACGGAGCUUCGGCGGGUCGGGAAUGGUUCAUCGAUCCGACGAAUAAAUUCAAGGAUACUUCGAUUCCCGAACAGACUUUGAGUCUUCUCGAUAAGGUUUUUUUUUUUUUAUCAAUAAAAAAGUGAAAAAACUUUUUAACGACUCUAAACUAAUGAGGCUUCUAUAAAAUGCGCAUUUUUUUCAGGUUUUUUUAUGAAUUUUCUCAUGUUUUUUUUGAAAAAUAGUAAUGGGAAACUUGAGCAAAAAUUAGGAGGGUUUUGAUUAAAAAAAUUUUUUUUAUUAUAUCUUCAAGGUUUUUUUCAAACUUCCCCGUUUUUUUACCCAGAAAUUGAGUCUUCUGUAUUUCUAUUUUUUUAUUUCCUUUCCACGAAAUUUUUUUUGUUUUUUUAACUAUGCAAAAAAAGCGAUUUCAAGACAUAAAAAAAGCCUGAAAAAAAUUAGAAAAAAAUUAUUUUUAGACCUUUUUUUAAAUCUCUUUCAGAAUUAUCGUAAAAAAACUAAAAAAACGUAUUGAAGAUUUUUCAGAAAUUCUUCAUGCUUUCGAAAUUUAUAGAUUAGUGGAUUUUCAAUUUCAAAAAUCCCGAAAUUCAGUUAUUUUUUCAAAGUUCCCUGUUUCUGCUCCAAAUUAAAACUCCACACAAAACUAAUUUUUUGAUAGGUCUCGGUAAAGGGCACCAAAAACAUGGGCAUGUUGGAAAAGUCGGUCGGUCGGUUUGGAAAACUAGGCCACGCCGCAAUUUUGCUCCAUGGAACACUUGGAAUUUCGAACUUUUUCUUCUCUGAAUUUUUUUCUUCCUUUUUUUAAAUUUUACUAAAAAAAGGUUUUCGCUUAUUUUCAUUUAAGUGUAUCGUUCUUGCGAGUGAAAUACGAUGGUUACUACAUUCAAAAUUAUAAAAUGAUUCAAUUUUUGAAAGUUCUUGUUAACUUUUUUGGAUCCAAAACAACUUCAUGAAACCAAAUGAGCGAAAUCAAAAAUCAUAAGUGAUCCGUGUAUUCCGUCAUUCCGUGUAAAAUCUUCACUCGAAGUGGUCGCUCUCAUUCUGAGGCUUCCACCUAGAGCACGGUCUCCGGGCUCCAGCACAACAUCCGCUACAUUCUGAGCUCGUCAAGGCGCAACUGGAUGGACUACGCGCAGAAGAACGAGGCGAAGGACUGUAAGACCAUGCUUUCAACUCUUUCGACUACACGUUUGGACUUCUAGUUCGCCAAAGGCGGUUGUUCGUUAUAGCUUUUAAAGUUCUUGUUCACCGCCUAGUCGAUUACAUCAGACUAAAACAACAAAAUAAAUGAUUUGAUUUGAUUGAUUGAUCUGAAAAUGAGAUAAUGUGUAAAAUACACACAAAAAAAAGGCAAGAAACAAAAUUAUCUCCAACAACAGGUGAAACAUUACCUAGGAAAACAAUUAUAAAUGAGGAACAGUUUAGUUUGAAGUGAGGAGCAUGUAUCCCAUAUCCUAGAAAACUGAUAAAAAGGGAGGAUGAAUAUAGAAAACAGGGAAAAAGUCUGAAUUCGAUUUUCCAUGGAGCAAAUUUACGGCGCGGCCUAGUUUUCCAAACCGACCGACUUUUCCAGCAUGCCCAAAACAUGUCUCAAUUCAUUCCGGCCCAAAAAACCGUUUUCCAGGCCUUUCUGAAGAUCUCCCAACUUCUGGAGCACCACGACUACCGGCCGUUCACUUGGGUCGGCUCGGGACUCCAGAAACAUUUCGGGCAUCUGACCAUCGCUCAUCAGGACGUUUACAAAUCCGUAAGGAACAUUUUUUUUUUUCAAAAGUAA
Molecule: messenger RNA, 5088 nt
Organism: Caenorhabditis auriculariae
Lineage: Eukaryota; Metazoa; Nematoda; Chromadorea; Rhabditida; Rhabditidae
Source: the annotation of a GenBank genome assembly